AUGAAGCAAGACAUCGACGACCUUUAUUCAAUUCCACGGAACCUCUCUCCAUUAGAGGACCACUUCCUUCCGUGUACACAGAGUUGCUUCGGUGCUUUGAAAGCAAUCAACCCGAACAGAGAGGAUAAGAAAAUCGAACUAGGAUUGAGUCAACAUGAUUCAAUGUCCGCAGAACAUUGCCCCUUGGUGCGCGAGACCGCCGCUGAUAUCGAUACAAUGGCCAUCUACCCUACGUUUGACUUUCAGCCGAGCUGGUUAAGAACGAAAGAGUUUUGGGACAAGUCCUUUGAAGACCGCUACGAGAAAAUAAAGAACGACAGUCGACGACAGCGCCUUAAGGUCAUCGUAGUGCCGCAUUCGCACAACGACCCCGGGUGGCUCAUGACGUUCGAAAACUAUUUCGAAUCAAAGACUAAAAACAUUCUGAACAAUGUUGUGCAAAAGCUACACGAAUACGCCAACAUGACCUUCAUCUGGACCGAGAUCUCUUUCCUCAACGCUUGGUGGGAACGCUCACACCCGGUCAAACAAAAGGCUUUCAAAAAGUUAAUCAAAGAAGGACGUCUCGAAAUUACAACUGGCGGUUGGGUGAUGCCGGACGAGGCUUGCACGCAUAUUUAUGCUCUCGUCGACCAAUUCAUUGAAGGUCACCAGUGGGUCAAGACUAAUCUCGGCAUAUCUCCGAAGACGGGGUGGUCGAUCGACCCGUUCGGCCAUGGACCGACCGUACCGUAUUUGCUUGAUCAGAGCGGUCUUGAAGGCACUAUCAUACAACGGAUCCACUACGCGUGGAAGCAGUGGCUCGCCCAGCGACAGAUCGAGGAGUUCUACUGGCUCGCGAGCUGGUCUCAGCAGAAGCCGUCCCUGAUCGUCCACAACCAACCCUUCGACAUUUACUCCAUCAAGAGCACCUGCGGGCCGCACCCCUCCGUCUGUCUCGGCUUCGACUUCAGGAAGAUACCUGGGGAAUACUCGGAAUACACAGCCAAGUAUGAAGAGAUCACCGACCAAAACGUCCACAGCAAGUCCAAGACCCUCAUAGAGGAAUACGACCGCAUCGGUUCCCUCACGCCGCACAACGUCAUCCUCGUUCCUCUCGGAGAUGAUUUCAGAUACGAGUACGGCAUAGAAUUCGACGCUCAGUAUAUUAAUUAUAUGAAAAUGUUUAAUUAUAUAAAUAAGCAUAAACAAGUUUUCAAUGCUGAUGUUUCAUUUGGCACCCCCUUAGACUACUUUGAUGCGAUUAAAAAACGUCAACCUCACAUUCCAACUCUCAAAGGAGACUUCUUCGUUUAUUCAGACAUAUUUAGCGAAGGCAAGCCCGCGUACUGGUCCGGGUACUACACCACCCGCCCCUAUCUCAAGAUUCUAGCUCGUCAGUUUGAGCAUCAACUGAGAAGCGCCGAAAUCAUUUUCACUUUAGCCUCGAAUCACAUUAAACAGUCUAAAAACCGUAAACUUAUUCCGUCUGAAAAGCGUCUAGAAAAGUUCUAUGAGCAGCUCAUAACUGCUCGCAGGCACUUGGGGCUGUUCCAGCACCACGACGCGAUCACUGGCACGUCUAAGUCUAGUGUCAUGUACGACUACGGCACGAAGCUAUUCACCAGCAUCUACCACUGCAUCCGAUUGCAGGAGAUCGCUCUUAACACGUUGAUGCUGCCCGACCCCGAACUACACGCGCAGAGCGUGCUGCAGAGCCAGGUUGAGUGGGAGACGUACGGGAAACAACCCAAACAGCUCCAAGUGUCAAUCGUUGACAGAAAGAGAGUGGUGGUCUUCAAUUCCCUCACACACUCGCGUACUGAGGUCAUUACUCUCAAGUCUAACACGACUAACGUACGAGUGUUCGACACUCGGCUAAAAGAACACGUGCCGUAUCAAAUAGCUCCUAACAUAAUUAGUACCGGCAAAAACAAAUUCAUUAUCAGCGACUCGAUAUUCGAUGUUAUAUUUGUGGCCACUCUCCCGCCGCUCAGCGCUGUUACUUUUAAUCUAGAAGAGCACACUAACAUAUCUCACCAUAGCGUUAUUUUUUGUAACAAUUGUAGCGACAAAAUAGUUGACAAGGAUCGUUCUGAAAUCUUUCCUAUCAAAAAGAUGAUGCCAGGUGACAUUCAGCUUGAAAAUUCAAUAAUGAAAUUAUUAAUCGAUAGAAACAGUGGACUUUUGCGUCAAAUCAAUAGAAAAGAUACGCGUCGCCGGCACGUGGUGGAAAUUCAGUUCGGUGCAUAUCAGAGCGCUCAGCGCCAUUCCGGAGCGUACCUCUUCAUGCCGGACUACGAUUCUCCCGAGAAGAACGUCCUGCAUCCGUACACGAGUGGCGGCAGUAUGCAGGAUGAGAACAUACUCAUAAUAUCAGGCCCCAUCUCUACCGAGAUCAGCACGUUGUACCUGCCUUUCCUCGUCCAUACGCUGCGCAUUUAUAACGUUAAAGAUCACGAUCUAUCGCGCGCAAUUCACGUCGAAAACUUCGUCGAUUUCGAGAGCCCCCCGAAGAACAGGGAGACCGAGUUGUUCAUGAGGAUUCAGACGAACAUACAAAACGGCGACGUGCCCGAAUUCUACACCGACCAGAACGGUUUCCAGUACCAGAAGAGAGUGAAAGUGAGCAAACUGGGCAUCGAGGCGAAUUACUACCCCAUCACGACGAUGGCGUGGCUGCAGGACGAGGAGGCGCGGCUGACGCUCGUGACUGACCACGCGCAGGGCGCCGCAGGCUUUGAGCCCGGUCGCCUCGAGGUGAUGCUGGAGCGCCGCACGCUGUACGAUGACCACCGCGGUAUCGGGGAGGGUGUCGUCGACAACAAGCCCACCAUGUUCCGGCACUGGCUGCUGCUGGAGCCGACCUCCUCUUCGGACCCCGGUGCGCCCGUCCGCCGCCGGCGCGACGCCGCCCACGUGUCGAGCGUACUCCACGAGCGACGCUUCAGCCCCAACCAGCAGGCCAUCAGCUACGAGCUGCCCUCGCGCACCGCCGACCGGCUAAGCCGCGCCCUCAACUACCCGCCCAACGUGUACAUCGUGGACUCGAGCGAAACGGGUGAAGUGGCCGUGCGCCCGCACCGCGCUUUUGUCACCGCCUUCCCUCCCGACGUGCACCUCGUCACGCUGCGCACGCUGACCGACGACGUGCUUGAGCAGUUCCCCAGCACCUCCUGUUUCAUGGUGCUGCAGAGACCCGGCUUCAAUUGCUUUCUCAAUGAAAAUUCCAAAUACACGGCCGCUAAGUUCACGGAAAGGACCAAGUUCAACGGUUUGCGCGUCACCAACAUGACGUCCGUGAGUCUGACCGGCCUCAAGACCUACAAGAACCUCUCUAGCUUCAAAGAGGUGGAAGUGGGGCCGCUCGAGCUGAAAACCUAUAAAAUUAAGUUU
Messenger RNA from Brenthis ino (lesser marbled fritillary), 3375 nucleotides. The record is from the annotation of a GenBank genome assembly. Lineage: Eukaryota; Metazoa; Arthropoda; Insecta; Lepidoptera; Nymphalidae.